AUGCAAGUUCAACUUCCAUACGACGUCGGCGCCUUCAACAAUCUUCCCAGUUUGAAUGAAACCCAUAAUCAGUUCAUGGAGAUUAAUGGUCUCAAGGUUCUCGAGGAAUUGCUACAUGAGCUUUUCCUCCGAUACCAGAUGACCGAGACGCUUGGAGUGGCUCUUCUUCUUUCACAUUUUGUCCUCAAAGACCAUGAGAUCCUAGUUGACGCCAACGGCACCUCGACCCCUUGGGACUUGCGCGGAGCUGAUUCCACUCCUACCGGCCUUGCUAAAUAUGGCAGCACCAUCAAACCCAGUUCGUGGAUGGUGACUGAUGAUAAUUUGCGUCCCUAUGAAUUUUGUUUCGAUGGCAGCGCCGGCACUUCAGCUCCUGAUCCUUGUGCCUCCUUUAUUGAAGAUCUUAGCGCGAUCCUCAAGGCCAAUAAUCUUUCCAAUGUUCUCGGGCUCUAUCGAAUAGUCGAUACUUCCAACGGCCAGAUAGAGUUCACAGAGGGAAGAGCAAAUGUGACCUUUCCUUCCGACAAGGUGGUUCAAUCAGAUCUAAUCAACAGUGACAAAUAUAUAUAA
Molecule: messenger RNA, 570 nt
Organism: Penicillium cataractarum
Lineage: Eukaryota; Fungi; Ascomycota; Eurotiomycetes; Eurotiales; Aspergillaceae
Exons: 1
Coding region: 1-570 (189 amino acids)
Source: RefSeq, a predicted model, not a curated record